This is a messenger RNA of Salvia splendens (bonfire salvia), 1320 nucleotides long. RefSeq lists its product as uncharacterized. The transcript has 2 exons. The record is from RefSeq and is a predicted model, not a curated record. The coding region runs from base 168 to 812 and encodes 214 amino acids. Lineage: Eukaryota; Viridiplantae; Streptophyta; Magnoliopsida; Lamiales; Lamiaceae.
ACAUCACCACCAUCGUUUAAAUAUCUGUAACUCCCCUGUUUCCCUCAACGAAUCAAUCUCAACUCUCUCUCUCUCUCUCUAGAUCUAUCUCACUCUCGAUCGAUCUCUAUAUCUGUGAAAUUGCUGAGAUUUGUGUAAUAUUUACAAGUUUGUGGAAGACUAUAUCAAUGGCGGAAGGUAAAGACGCUCACGUGGUGGAAAUUCCGGUGGUGGAUGAGGAGCAGCGCCACAGAUCGGCUUGUACGGCGGCGAUGCGGAGCCAUCCGCUGGCGGAGAUCUCGCGCAGCCCGGGGCACUUCCUCCUGCUGAAGCUGUGGCAGAGGGAGGAGGAUCUGUUCGGGAGGAGAAUGUCGAAAAAGGAAUCGCGGAUGGACUCGAUCCGGAGCGAGAUCUUCCACCUCUGCACUCAAUUCUUCCUCUUCCACGGCGUGUUCUUCACGAUCCUCUUCGCAUCGUCGCCGCAGGAGAGGUGCCGCGAGUGGUGGUUUCCGUCGCUGCUGUCGGGAUGUGCGUCGGCGGCGAUCGCGUUUAUGGUGCACUGCAAGCUGUGGAGGUUCUGGAAGGUGGAGGGGCAGCUGCAGAGGGAGCGGGCGGAGGCGCGUGCGCUGACGCGGUGCGUGCAGGAGCUGAGGAUGAAGGGCGCGAGCUUCGAUCUGAGCAAGGAGCCGAACAGGGGGAAGCGGUUGAAGAGCUCCAGCGUGGAGAUCAAGUGGGGACCACUCACGUGGUGCUCUCGCUACAGAGUCACGCUGUUCCUCGUCUCCUUCGCUGGAUUGGCGCUGCCUUCCUGCAGAUUCGUGCUCUGCGCCUGAUUGAUUGAUCUCGCUAUGGCACAAAAAGGAAUGAAGCUCUCUAGGUCCGAAUAUUCUGCUCCAUCUCUGAGAUGGAGAAGAAGGAGAGUGUUUCAGUUGGAGAAAAUGGGAAGCAUUGUUGUGAUUUUGGAGCAAGUUAGCAACACUGCUUGUGUUCUGUUUCUUCUAUUUAGGAUAUAAAAUCUCUGAGCCCGCACAGGCUUAACUCAGUUGGUUCCUGGGUGGUAGAUUGUCCCUAAGCAGACAGGAUCGAAUGCUGGCAGCCGCAGUGUGGGAGUUUCACCACUGUGGUGGCUCCUUGUGUGCUGGUUACCAGUGUAAGUUCCUCCCACCUAAUGGGCCGCUGAGGUACCGUGUUUGAACCCCUCCAUAGCGAUGUCGGGCCGGGUUAUGGGGGCGCCUGGGGUGAGCGAAUCACCUUUUGUCCCUAAGGAUAUAAAAUCUCUGUUUUUCAUGUACUAUUCUAUUCUUUGAUUCUUUCCAAUAAUAGAAAAUUGCAUUGAAUUUA